Messenger RNA from Prunus armeniaca (apricot), 1149 nucleotides. The record is from the annotation of a GenBank genome assembly. Lineage: Eukaryota; Viridiplantae; Streptophyta; Magnoliopsida; Rosales; Rosaceae.
AUGGAACCGAAUCAAAGGCAGAGCCUUGAAGAAAGCAACGAGCUUGAACAGCAGAGCAAUAGCAGUAGCAACGACAACACCACCUCAGCAUCCGACCCAUCAGUGGCGGACCCUCCGGAGAAAAUAUUUCCCUUGACGGCGCCGACGAUGAAAGAAGAGCUGACGGACACAGUGCAAGAACUGGACGAAGGAUCUCUGCCUAUGGGUCUUAUUCAGGUGCCGGUUCCUACGUCGUCGGAGAAACAAGUGGUGGCCGCAAAGAGGUCGUCGAAGGACCGCCACACGAAGGUGGAGGGCCGGGGCCGGAGGAUCCGAAUGCCCGCCACGUGUGCGGCCAGGAUUUUUCAACUGACUCGAGAACUUGGCCACAAGUCCGACGGCGAAACCAUAAGGUGGCUGCUCGAGCACGCCGAGCCUGCUAUUAUGCAAGCCACGGGCACAGGCACAGUCCCCGCCAUUGCCGUCUCCGUCGGUGGCACUCUAAAGAUACCCACAACGUCACCGGCGAGACCCAACGGUGAGAUUACUGAAAUACCCAGAAAGCGACGGAAGAGAGGGUCGAACAGUGAGUUCGUUGAUGUGCAUGAGCAGAGCUCUGUGUCUAGUGGGUUGGCCCCAAUGAGCUAUGGCGGCGGUGGCGGCGGCGGUGGGGCACAUGGGUUGGUGCCCAUGUGGCAAGUUGGGGCAACUGGUGCAGCUGGGCCUUUCUUCAUGUUCCCAAACAACGGGGCUAUGAACCCAAACCAGCCCCAGCUUUGGGCUGUUCCAGCUGCGGAUGCUGCAAACCCGAUUUUCAAUUUCCAAGCAAGACCCAUCUCCAAUUUCUUGUCGGCUUUUCAACCAGGUGUUCACGUUGUUGGUGGGGAUGUGCAGUUGCAGGCCUCUUCGGGUUCGAUUUCGAGCGGUGCAACUUCGGGUUCGGGGGGGAGCUGUUCGUCUAGUUUGGGACCCAGUUUGGGCUCAGCCUCAGGAACCAGAGCUAAUAAGAACACCAUUUCUACUGGUAGUGGGACUGGUGCUAGUGCUGCUGCUGCUGCUGCUAGUGCCACAACAACUCAGAUGUUGAGGGAUUUUUCUUUGGAGAUUUAUGAUAAGAGAGAGCUUCAGUUCAUGGGUGCAAAUUCACAAACACCAUACUCUAAGCCUUAG